AUGUACGGCAAACGCGCAACACGCGCUCUGCAUUCCAAUGCCCGGCGAUUUUCCACUGCCACCAGACUUCAAGCAACGUCCGGUCUCAAGAUCAAUUCAGACAGGCUAUGGAACACCUUGCACGAAACCUGUAAAUGGGGUGCUGCACAUAAAUAUGGCGAAAACCCAACGGAUACCGGCAUGGCACGCCUGACUCUCAAUGACGAUGAUGCACGCGUGCGCAAGUGGUUUGCCGCCGAAGUUCAAAAGCUGGGAUGCUCCUUGUCCAUUGAUCAAAUGGGUAACAUGUUUGCCAGGCAGCCGGGGCGGUUGAACUCGACUGCGCCAAUGAUUGCAAUGGGAAGUCAUCUCGAUACCCAGCCUCGUGGCGGUCGGUAUGAUGGCAUCCUUGGCGUGAUGGCCGCACUGGAGGUUCUGCGCACGAUGAAAGAGAGUGGAUUCAAAACUAACUAUGAUGUUGGAGUGGUGAACUGGACCAACGAGGAAGGUGCACGGUUCCCCAAAUCAAUGUGUUCUUCUGGUGUCUGGGCUGGGGCGAUUCCGAUUCAAAAAGCUUGGGAUUUGCGAGAUAUCCAUGACCCCACUGUUACUCUCCGCUCCGAGCUGGAAAGGCACGGGUAUCUAGGCGAUAUUGCUUGUUCUAGCGAUCCGGCCACCGGAUACCCACUCGGAGCUCAUUUCGAAUUGCAUAUUGAACAAGGCCCGAUUCUCCCAGAGAACAACCGGUCAAUCGGCGUCGUCCGCGGUGCUCAAGGAUACAGAUGGUUGACUAUGACCGUCUACGGAAAAGACGCCCACACUGGAACAACACCAUUCAGUGCCCGUCAGGACCCUUUGCUUGCGUCCUCAAGGAUGAUUGCAGCUUCGCAUGACAUCGCCAAGAAGCAUGACGCCCUGGCCUCUACGGGUAUCAUCAGGGUUCCUUCGAACGCAUCUACCAACACUGUCUCAUCGCAAGUAACAUUCACGCUCGAUAUUCGGCACCCACAGGAUAAUGUGGUUCAUGCCGUACAAGAUGAAUGUCUCAAGGCAUUUGAGAUUAUUGCAUCUCAGGAUGGCAAGGGGGUAACCUUUGACUGGACAUUAGAUACAGACUCUCCAGCUGUCAAGUUCGACGACGACUGCGUGGCAUCUAUCCAGGCGGCUGCUGAUCAGCUCGUUGGCAGAGAGAAAUCAAUGCUCAUGACCAGUGGUGCGGGUCAUGAUACUGUCUACACUAGCAAGCACUGUCCCUCGGCGAUGAUAUUUGUCCCUUGUCUGGAUGGCGUUAGUCACCACCCAACAGAAUACUGUAGUCCUCAGGAUUGUGCUCUCGGCACCCAAGCUCUUCUCGAAGCUGUGGUUCAUUAUGAUCAGUCCCGGGCAGAGAAGGUAAAAUGA
Molecule: messenger RNA, 1380 nt
Organism: Penicillium soppii
Lineage: Eukaryota; Fungi; Ascomycota; Eurotiomycetes; Eurotiales; Aspergillaceae
Product: M20 family metallo-hydrolase
Exons: 4
Coding region: 1-1380 (459 amino acids)
Molecular function (GO): hydrolase activity, acting on carbon-nitrogen (but not peptide) bonds, in linear amidines
Source: RefSeq, a predicted model, not a curated record